Molecule: messenger RNA, 1848 nt
Organism: Gigantopelta aegis
Lineage: Eukaryota; Metazoa; Mollusca; Gastropoda; Neomphalida; Peltospiridae
Product: orexin receptor type 2-like
Exons: 2
Coding region: 204-1442 (412 amino acids)
Biological process (GO): neuropeptide signaling pathway
Cellular component (GO): membrane
Molecular function (GO): neuropeptide receptor activity
Source: RefSeq, a predicted model, not a curated record
CGCAUCGUAACAAGUGUCGUGAAAAUCUCUGCGUGUGUAGUGUAGAUGGUUACAUUGUCUCUGUCCUGUAAAAAAAAGAGGUUCAAGAACGUUUGUUGUGACGAUCGAUUUCAGAUCUCAUUUGUGUAUUCGAUACAGGCGUUUGAGAAGAGACCAGUGUAAAAACAUAAUUGACGAACACUAAACAACGAAACGAAAACAAAAUGACGGCACAGAACGUCACAACCUCAUCAGCCGAUGUGACGACGAUGAUAAAGGCGGAUGAAUACCUUCAAUCACUGAAUGACGAGUUCGCGCUGACGAUUAUCUCUGCUAUAGUCUUCCUGGCCGCCAUCUUGGUCGUCGGUUUCGUCGGUAACAUUAUCGUCUGCUACAUCUACCUGGCGAAGUUCAAGGUCAGCACUACGCGCUGUUUCGUCGUGACCCUCGCGCUCUUUGACCUUCUGACCUGCUGCAUCGCGAUUCCUGGAGAACUCGUGGACAUGCGAGAGAACUACACUUUGAGAAACGUUGGCAUGUGUAAGAUCUUACGGUUCUGUAACAGUUUUUCGACCGUCGGAUCUGGAGCAGUCCUUCUCGCCAUCGCUGUGGACAGAUACAGGAAAAUCUGCAAACCUCUGUCGAAACAGAUGACCAUACGUCUGGCGCAGGUCGGCAUUGGUCUCGGUUGUCUGUUUUCGUUGUGCGUAUCCUGGCCGGCACUAGUUCUCUAUGGAUCCAGGACGGCGACUACAAAGUAUUCCUAUAUCAACGGUACUGACUGCUCCACACAGGACCAGUUUAUGGGGACACUUUACCCACUCGUGUAUAACGGAGUCCAGUUCGUGAUAUUCGCCGUUUCGACGUGUGUUCUCGUUAUUCUAUAUGCGCAUAUAUGGCGCACAGUUUCAAAACACGUGGAGCUGAGUAAAAAUCGGGUGUCGUUCAGUGUCGGCAAACAGCAACAGAGGGUUCGCGUUACUUUAGGGAAAACGAGUAGCACUUCGGCUUCCGACUUGUCGGCACCGGUGACGAAAGACUCGGAGAUAACCAAUGACGUUAAGCGUACCACAACCAUGCGAUUUUCAAAGCCAACCGCGAACACCGUUACAACAGAAUCUGACAGCAGUCAGCAGAAGCGGACAUCGAUGAAGACUGGACGUUCGGCGAGGCGUAGGAAAUCCACGCGAGAACAGCAAGCCAGAAAAACGACGUUCAUGCUGUUUCUGAUCACGCUGGUGUUCGUGCUCAGCUUUCUGCCCCACCUGGGACUGAUGGCGGCUCGAGGGAUCCACAAAGUCAUGUUCGACAGCUUGAGUCCAGGGGCGACCGCUGCCUACAACUUCUUCCUGAGGUCUUACUUCAUCAACAGCGCAUCCAACCCCAUCAUUUACGGCUUCUGCAAUAUGCAGUUCAGGAUGGAGUUGAAGACACUAUUGGGGAAAGUGUGUCGUAAAACAUAGACAUGAAUUAUUGGAUAAGAACAAACCACUCGAAAAGCGUCCUCAUCUGACAUCAGGGGGUAUCCUUUUGUCUAUAGACAUCAACAGUUGUGUUUGCUCUUUGUCUUUAUUUAAUGCCCAAUUGUUGAAGGGGCUGUCCUGGAUUUGGUGUCAUGGUAACGAGUUUAACCUUCUGACUACUGCAUCAUGGAUUACGUAUGCAUUACGGACAAAUGCAAUUCAAGGACGUUCGCCAUGUCUGUCAUCAAAGACAUAUUACACAGAAAGGUUCAAGGCCACGAACACAAACCAUUAAAGGGACAUUCCUCAGUUUGAUGCAUUGUAAGAUGUUUUCGACUAAUAAAAUAUUUCUACGAUUAAACUUACAUAUCAAAUAUAUUUUCUGGUUUAGAAUAUCAGUGUCUGU